AUGAGCUAUUCAUUAAGGUUACAUUCCUCGCAGAAGAUUCAGGAUGUUUCUAUCACAAGUGGAACAACUGAAAAUGUGUAUGCAAAAGAAAUUAAUGAUAUGAACGAAAUAGCUAAUUCAAGUUCAAUUAUAAAAGAUCAAUACACAGACUCUAACACAUUCAAAAAAAAAAAGGGGAAAAAAAAAAAUUUUAUGAAAAUUUUUAAAAAAAGAAAGAAAAAAUCAAAGAAUUUGAAAGAUAAAGAUUCUAAUAUUAAUGAUGAUUCAAACUAUUUACUUUCUAAUAUAAAUAAUAUUGAUUCAAAAAAGUAUUUUCUUUCUUUUAAUGAAUUAAGUAGAUAUGGGGAAAAUCCUGAUGAAAAUGUAGAUAAUCAAAUAGAAAGCAACAGUAAUAAUAAUUAUACUAAAAUUGAAAAGAAUUCAAUAAUUAAGCAUAUAAAUAAAGAGGGAGAGAACUUCGACAAAAGCAGUACAAAAAGUAUUCAUAAAAAAAAAAAAGAGAAUAAAAAAAAGAGAAAUUACAAAAAUAAUGAUAAUAUUAAUGAAAAAUAUAGUGGAAAUAUCAGUAAUGAUUAUAAUAUAGAUGAAAAUUACAAUUUUGAACCAGAUGAAGAUUUAAAAAAAGAAUUAGAGAAAAUAAAAACAGAUAUAGAUAAAAUAAAGAAGAAAGGAAACUUAAAAAGAAUUUAUGAUGAUUUAAAAUAUAUUUUAUUAUUUCAAAAUGAAAUAAUUGAUGCAUUAAUUGAUGAUAUUAGAAAAAAUAAAUUAAAAACGAAAUAUGAUUUAUUUGAUAAUUGUACUAUUAAAGAAGAUGUUAAUAAGAUGAUUUUAAAUCAGAUUACAUUAGAUCUUUUAAAAUUUAAAUAUAUAAACACAAAAUUAAAGGAACUUAUUAUUUGCAUAUAUGAUACAAAAAAAUUUAAUAGUUUAGUAAGGAAAAUUGUUUAUAAUAAACUGGAUGAAAUGAGAAAAAUAGUUGAUAAAGAUGGAGAAUUAACUAUAGCCAAAUCUAUGCUAGUUUUUUUAUAUAAACAAUUGAAAUAUUGUUUAGAAGAGGAAGUUCAAAGUUAUUAUAACAGUGUGAAAAAUAUAAAUGAUGACAUUCAUAAUAUAAAAAAGAAUAUUUUGAAUAUUAUUUCAGAUUCAAUAAAUGAUGUUUGUUCUUUACCUGAUCCAAGUUAUAUAUAUAAUGUAAAUGAGGAAGAAUGCUCUGAAAUAAGAAAAUUAAAAGAAAAAAAACUAAUUUGCCCUAUAUAUGCUAAUGAUUUAAAUAAUUUUUUUUCUUUAUAUGAUAAUGUGUAUUCAGAGAAAAAUGCUAAAACAAUAAACACAGGAAAUUUUAAGAAUUAUUGCUUUAAAAAUAGUAAUAGAGGAAAUUAUGAAAAUUCUAAUAGAUGUGUGUUAAAUAAUAAUGAAAAUAUAAAAUAUAAUAUUCCAUUAAGAGACAUAUAUAAAUCUUACAUAACUAAUAAUAAUUAUCAAAAUGAAUGUUAUCCUCAAUCAUAUAAUUAUGAGAAUCACUUAAAUACCUUAAAUAAUCCAUAUAUAGAUGAAGGUGUAUUUAAUGUCAAUGGUGGUUCUUGUCUCAAUAAUAAUAUUAAUCAUCAUCUUCCUUUAAACAUAUAUGCAAUUAAUAAAAAAGUAAAUCAUCCAUACUAUUAUGUCUGUAACUUAACAAAAAAAAAAGAAGAUUGUGAAGUUAAAAACCAUUGCUGUUAUGAUACUUCCCCUUUUAUUGAUAAAAUAUAUGCCAAUUCUUCUAAUAAUAUGAAUAAAAAUGUUAGUAGAGUAAGUAAUAAUAACAACAUUUUAAUGUGUUCUGAAUAUAAUUCAUUAUUAAAUAAUGAAAUAAAUAAAAAAAACAAUGCAACACAAUUUAUGAACCAUGAGAGUAAUUAUAAUAACUCAAGAAGUAAUAAAUACAUUAAAUACGAUAAAAGUAUAAGCAAUGAUAAUAAUAAUUCCAUAAGGAUAUAUAAAGAAAUGAAUUGUAACAAUGAUGCUUUAAACAAUUUAUGGAAUAAUAGAAAUAAUAAAGUUCAUAAUGAAAUAUAUAACGGUAUACAUGAAGAAAACGUGCAUGCAAUAAAAAAAAAAGAAGAUAUUAAUAAAGGUGAUGGAAUAAUAGAUAUUUAUGAUUACAAUAAUAAAACAUGUACUAAAAGUGGCAAAACACCGGAUGAAAUGAAAUGUGAAAGAAGAGAAAUAACUGAUGGUAAGAAUAUGUAUACAGGAUUUGAAAUCAUAUCCAGCAAAGAAGAAAUGAAAAAAUUAGAAAAUUUUUUGAAUGAUAAAUGGGGAAGCUUUAAAUUAUUUGAAAAAUGGAUAAAAGAUUGUUCGAAAUGGCAAUGGAUAGAUUUAAAACUUCAAAGAGAGCAGAUAAGUAGCAAUAUAGAACUAGAAAAAUUAAAAGAAGAAAAAAAAAAAUAUUUAGAAAAAUGUAUAAAUAAUAGAAUAAAAGAAUUAUGGUGUGGUCGUAUGAAAGGAUUAAUGAAUUUAAAAUUAUGUGGUAUAGAAAAGAAAAUUGUAAAGAAUUUUUCAUCAAAUACCAUUAAUCAAAAUGUAACAGAUGUUAUACUAGAAUUAGAAAGAAAUACUAUGUGCUUCGAGGACCUAUUUGCGAAUUUUAUAAACAAAAAAAUGUUUAAUCAAAAAUUAGAUUUGUUAAAAAAAUAUAAUGAACAUAAAGAUAAAAAUAAACAUGAUAAAGAUAAUUUAACUUAUGAUAAGGAAAAGAUUUUUUUAUGUAGCGAUUCCGAAAAUAUGAAAUAUACACAUAAAAAAAGAGGUUAUGUAAAAUCAUUAAUUUAUAAUUUUAAUAAAAAAUCACAAAAAAAUAAUAAAAAAUAUAAUUUAGAUUUGAAAAAAAAUAGUAAGUUACAAGAUAACAAAAAAAUUGGUCAUUCAAUUAAAACAUAUAUUUCCUCAACAGACAAUAAAAGUACUGAAAAAAAUGAAAAUAAUAAAAAUUUUAAAAUUAAUCAUAACUAUAAAGAGGUGGAGAUAAACAAACAAAAAAAUAGGAAUGAUAAUUCUUAUAUUCAUGGUAGCAUAAAAGGUUACGAUCUAAUGAAAAACAAAAAAGUUCAUUCUUUAAAAGAUAACUUUUCAUUAAGUAAAAUUGAAUACAUUAAAAAAGAUUCAAAAAAUUAUGAUAAAAAAAGAGAUUCUGAUAUUCAAGGGGAUAGCUCUUCAUCAAUUGUGAAAACAAAAUCAAAUAUUACUCAUGAAGAACAAGAAAAUUCUCUUGAAUGCUCAAAAAGUGUUGAAAAAGAUAAAUAUGAAAAGAAAAGGAAACAUGGAAAAAGUAAUAUGAGUACUUUAAAAAAAUUUUUUAAUUUAAAAAGAAAAAAAAAAAAAAAAGAAAAGAAAAAAAUGGAAAAUUUAUUAUCAGAAUCAUUCUUGCUAGAUAAUAAAUGGAAUUCCUCAAGUGCUAACAAAGAUUACCUCAUGGGCAAAAAAAAAGACAUAGUAAAUUCCGUUAAUGAGAAAGUUAAAAACAGUAGUAAUAUCAUUGCAUACGAUAAAUCACACUCCUUAGAUAAAAACAAGUGUGAUAAAGAGAGAAAAGGAAGAAUCAUUGAAAAAGGAGUUAAUACACAUCCCUAUAUACAAAAAGAAAAAGAAAAAAAAAAAUUAACAGUAGAUUUAAUAAAAAAAGAAGAAUAUAAAACUUAUAGUAAUUCAGAAAUGCAGAAUAACAGAUACUUGAGUGAUUUCAAUAAAUUACAUAAAUUUGCCACAGAAAAGAAGGAAAAUAAGAUUUCAUAUUCUUCAAAUGAGAUAAAUAUCACAAAAAAUAAUGAAAUUAAUGAAGACAAAUUACUUUUAAAAAGAUAUUCACAAGGAAAAAAUAAUAAAUACUUUGAAAAAGAAAAAGAUUUAAAUAUAUCACAUUAUGAUCUUAAAAAUAGUUUUUCUUUUGAAGGAAGUCAGGAAAAUGCUUCAUUGAGUGAGUCACUAAAAAAUAAUAAAGUUAAUGAAAAAUUUAAUGAAUCUAUUACUGAUGCUUUAAAAAAAAAUGAAAAAAAAGAGAAUUACAUUUUUGAAUUUGAUGUUACAAAUAUAAAAAGAAAGUUAAGCGAAGAAAAUUUAUCUUAUGAUGUUAAUAUAGAUGAGAAAAUAAAAAAUAUUAGAGAAGAAAAAUCUUCUAUAACAAAUUCACAUAUUUCUUACUCUACUAAUAAGGAAGAUAAUGAAUAUGAAAAAUUUUCUAGUUUAGGUUUCAUUAAAAAAAGAAAUAAAAAAAAUAAGUUAAAUAAAUUCUUUACAAAUUUAAGUAAAUUUAGUUUUAAAUCUUCUAAAAAAAUAAAAAAAAAAAAAAAUUAUUCAGAUGAACUAAUUUUAGAUAGUUUUACCACUGCUUCGAAUGUAGAAAGUGAUAAAAAGAUAUACAAAGAAAAAUUAGAAAAAAAAAAUAAUAAUGAUGACUUUAAUGAAAAUACCUCAAUGAGGAUUUUGACUAAUAGCGAUUUAAGUAAUAAAAACAGCCUUGGUAAGAAGAAAGUGAACAAUCAAGUUGAUAAGAUAUAUUCAUAUAUAAACAAAUUAAAGGAAAAUAAAAAAAGUGAUAAUCAUAUAGAUACAAGUCAUAGUGAUGAAAACUUAAAUAAUCAUAAUGUUUAUUUUCCAUUAAAUAAAAAAGGAGAAUAUGAAAAGAAAGAACUAGAAGGAAGAAAUGGAGAGGAAACAGAGGUAAAAAAUUAUAAAAAACAUGAGCAUUAUGAAUAUACAAAAGAGAAAAAGUAUGAUGAAGAAUACGAAAAUAAAAAAAGAGAUGAUAAAAAGGAACUUUAUGAAUAUAAUAGUUAUAAGCAUGACGAUGUUAUGAAUAAUUAUGAAAAAAAAAGUAUAUAUGAUAGUUACUGUAGUUCUAGUAAUAAGACUUCGAAUUUAUCAGAUAAUGAUAACAAAACAAGGAAAAAGGAAAAAAAUACAAAAAUAGGGCAUAUUAUAAAAAAUGAUAAUAGUGGUAACGAUAAAAAUAGAUAUUGUUCAUAUGGUUUAAAUGAAAAAAAUAUUAAUAGUUCUAAAUUAUCUCCAAGAUUUGGUUACAGUUUGUCUAAUCAGAAUUUUUCAAAUAAUAAUGGAAAUUCAUUAAAUGACAGUUCAAAUUCAGAUAGAUAUUCCGAAAAUAAAUGUAAAAAAGAAAAAAAAAAAAUUGAAGAAAUAAAAGAAAAUAAAGACAACUACAGCACUAAAUUUGAUUCAUCGGCUAAUAUAAUUGAUAAAAAAGAAAAAAAAAAGAAAAAAAAAUCUGUAGUUUCAUCUUUCUUAUCUAAUGAUUUAAGAAAAAAUAAAAGCAAGUAUGAUAUAAAAGAAGAUGUUGACUCUCAUAAGGAUAUGCUUUUAUCAAAUGAAAUAAUUAAGUAUAAAGCAAAUGAUGACAAUAUGUACAAUAAUAUUUAUUUUGAAAAAACAAAUGAUAAUUUAAAAGAUAUUUCAAAAAGUUUCUUAAGUAAUAAGAGUAGUUCAACUCUUUUAAAAAAAAAUCAAAAAAUAGAUGAAAAUUCAUCAAAUUCUCAUGAGAUUAUAAGACUAUCAAGUUUUAAAUCAAGAUCGGAUAUUAAUACUUUAUGUAGUGAUGACCAAAAAGUUGAUGUACUUUCAUGUGAAAAUGAUUCAUAUUAUCAUAAUGAAGAAACGAAAAAAGAAGAUUAUUCAUAUUACAAAUAUGUCCAAUCAAUAUUACCUUUCGGAAUUUUACCUCGAAAAGGGCAUAGUGAUUCUGAUUCUCGAAUGAGUGGAAAAGUAAAGACUCCUGAAAAUUUUUCUUGA
Messenger RNA from Plasmodium relictum, 5778 nucleotides. RefSeq names its product conserved Plasmodium protein, unknown function. Bases 1 to 5778 code for a protein of 1925 amino acids. The record is from RefSeq and is a predicted model, not a curated record. The transcript has 2 exons. NCBI's taxonomy places the organism in Eukaryota, Apicomplexa, Aconoidasida, Haemosporida, Plasmodiidae.